UCUCUUUGGUAGAAAGGGGGAUAAAAUAAUUGUGUAGAUCCAUGGUAUGGUAAAGCAGGGUGAUUGUGACCUCGUGAAACAGUGCAUUGUGGCUAGCCAGGGAACGAUUCCCAUUGUGUACAUCCUUCCACCGCCUAGCUCAACGCUUGAGUUUCACCAUUGGUAGGUGGUGGUGGUAGUGGUGUUGGUAUUAUGGGGAGAUUAGUGCGCUGAAGCUCAGUACAUGAGCUGUAAACUACACUCUGUGUGUUAUCGUGGGCUAACCCUUUGAUAGCUCGUUGGUUCUACGUACAGUCCGUCUGGUUGUGGAGUGGGAGGCCUUCUAUCCGUCGGAGCCAUACAACUUCAAGCCCUGUUGGUAUAUCGACUUGAUUGUUCCACUGGGGUAUUAAUGCACCAGUGUGUUGGAUAUGGGAGGCAGUGCAGUUGUUGUAUAAUCGACGCACAUGGGCGAUUACGUGGACUGUUGAAUCGUGAGCUGAAUGUAGUUGCGAUUUUCUAUCACUUGUGGAUUCCAAGACAAUAAUAGCAACCGUGUUUGGGGUUUUGCUCUUACGAAGGUUUCACUUUCCAUGCUGCUAUCGAUGAUGACAUUCAUAACAUCGUGGAUGAUUGCAGAUCGGGGUUGACCUCGAAAAGAUUCAAUAGACCAUUUUCGUAAUGUUUUUGAUAGAUGGCAAGGAAUCGAGAAGCCGGGUCGCGGGGUCGGUCGGUGGAGAUACCAGCACGCAGGAUUAAUAGCCUGGGAUAAAUGAGGCAAUAAAUUGAAGUUCACAUAGUUCACCAAGCAAAACAAGCGGAUGACAUGCCAACAACCUUUUUCUGACAGCGAGGCAUGUGUUGAAGAAGCACUGGUUGCUUGUGUUUAGGAGACAUGGAAGAUAUUUGAUCGGUAGACUUUGGUCUUACAGCCUUACAGUUACAGGAGAGAUAAUCUACAUGCAGCUCAGCUCUGACUGGCCUGGCUUGUGCCUGGGAUGUUAGUUUGGGAAAACACACAGAUUAUUAAAUAGACAAUUCAGACAGAGGUGGAGAUAGAUAAGGAGGAAAAAGAUAGUGGGAAUAGUGGUCUUGAAGGAUUGAUAUUAUUCUCUGGAACACCAUUCGACCUCUGCUGUGUAUUAUUAACCCCUGGUGCCAAGGGUUAUGUUUGUUGGAACUAUAAGAUAGGCCUACAUGUCACCCUGGAAUGCAUCCUAACUUAGUUCAGGCUUUGAAUGCUGUAAGUGAGGAGUACUGGUAGUUGAUUUAGCGAACUAUCCUGCAAGCUUUGGAAUACCCCUAGGAACUUUUAGUCAAACAAACUUUAUGUUUAACCUGUAUGAACUCAUCAAGCAAACUGUCCCUACAGCUUUGUGGCUUAAAGUUUGUAGCUCGAACCCUAGCUAUUUCACUCAUGCUUCGGAUUUAUUAUAGGGCCACCGUUUGGCAUCGUCUAAGCAUUUUAGAAGGAGGGAAGGUAAACGAAGCCAGAUUAAUCCUCCAACUCGGUUGCAGCAACGGGACCCACCUCAUAUCAUCAACCCGCGGGUCAUUAAUUAUCCCGAGUAGGCAUAUGAUUUGAUUAUGAGUGUUAGUUGUCAUAUGCCAUGCUGGAGUGCACCGAUUAAGGAUUUAAACCAACGAUGCGUGGAGGAUUCUGACGCCGCAUCCAGCCGAGAACUGUAAUCUAUCGUAAUAUAGCCGCAUCCGUCAGCAGGGGAUACAAUCGCCGCCGAACAACAUCCCAUAACUCUCCCAUCAAGAUCGGCAGGAGGAUCGAGUCCUCUCCAUCCUAGCUCUCUCAGUUUAACGACGGAUGACUUUAAACGACGGGGUGUCGGGAGGAAUGCGCAAACGACUCUUAUGGUCCCGUUGAUCAUCAGUGAUACAGAUACGCAAGGCCAGGCUCGGUGUUAAUUGAGAAGUGUUCAGGUGGAGUAUCGGUAGUGUGCAACACAGAUGCCUAUCUACCAUUUCGAUCAUCGGUAAGGAAUUCUGGAUCUGUAAACUGACGUUUUUGUACUACAGUUUUAUUUGGAUAUAUCUCAGAUUGGAAUUCUGCAUUGCAUCUUGUUUUGUGUUUCACAAUAUCAUGAACUUGACAUUUUCAACUAAUCUGAAGACAACUUACUCUUCGUAAACUCAUUUUGAGGAUGAGCUUCUAGCUGGUCUUACUCCCGCUUGUUUGGAUGUGCAACCUGUGAGACACAACUAGAUCUUUGGAUGUCAUCUGCUUGGAGAAAGGAAUAAGGAAGCUGUAAGUGGAAUAACAUUGGAGCUUCUGUGUAAUAUAAUAACAUCACCUAGUGGCCGUAUGGGAUUGGAAUAUGAAGGAUUUUUAAAUUCAACAUUUAUGGAAUUUGAAACCCUCAAUUUCCAAAAAGGUCUGUUCUGCAUAUGAUUAUUUGUUUGUUUUGACUUAGCAUUGCCGUUAACAAUAGUGCUGGUAGCCUGGGAAGUGCAUGUAGGUCACAGCAUUCACACUUCGGAGAAAUCAUUGAAGUUUUUAUUAUUUGACGUACAUGAAGUUAGCGCAAGAGGAACCCUCAUAUUUCUCCUAUUUACCUGUAGCAGUCAAGGAUCCUUAACAGAGUAUUAGAAUUCUGGUGCAAAUAUUAUUCCACCGACAUUUCUUGUCAUUUUGUAGUGAGCUGUGGUCUCAGCUAGACAGAAAUUUGAUGAGUUGACCCUCAACAUUUCUGACCAGAAUGCAGAGUUCUUCCUCUUUUUUUUCUUGGAUUACACCUAAAAUGAUAAUUAAUCAACAUUCCUCCAUUGGACAUUUCCGGAAGGUUUUAGCGUGAAACGUUGGCUCAAGAAAGAUUGAUUUGUCCAUUGCUUUGAUUCAUUGAUGUAUCAAAAGUAAAAUCUUGUGAUUAUCGUUUUAAGACCUGGUAUCGAUCACUUGAUUGAGUUCUAAUUACUCUAAUGGAAGCGACGGAAUCCCCUAUCUGAGUUGAAGCCGCAGACAAGAGCGUUUACAACCUUUCUAUUUCCUCUUUCGCAACGAGAUUGGUUACUUCUCAUUUAGACAGACUGGUAGGAAUCCCAAGGAGUGAGUGAGCGUAUGGUGAUUAUUACAUGCCGAGACUUUGGAGGAACUAAACUGAAAGUCUUGAUUGGGUACCGGUAGGGAUUUUAGGGGGAGUUACACGGUAAGCACAAGGGAUGGUGAAAGAGUAGCCUACCGACUGAACGGUGAUAGUCAAGUUCUUCCAGACGAGAGUCCGAGACCCUCAUGGGUACAUGCAUCAUUCCUCGGAGAGGUGGGAUAUCUUUUGACCGUGCGGAUAAGACAGCUCUUUAUGUUCGAAUGCUUGGUGAUGUGAUAGUUCACGGCAAACUGGUGACAACGGAACCUAUACCGUUUCCCCGGGUCCCCGAAAAUGUAUAUAAGGCACCAGAGAUUUUGCCCUGCAACAAGAUUCGGCGGACCAGCCUACAGACGCCCACGGUGGCGGCCAUUGAACCCUCCCCGCCAUCAACGUCAGCUUCGCAGGCGAAGCAGGCGAAGAAUGAUGACGGUAGCGACGACCGGGCGAAGUUGUCUACUGUCCAACAGCGCACACACCCUACAGUACUCCUCGAUGCUGCCUAUCACGGAAAUGCACAUCACAUGCUUCAGAAGAUCGGGCACUGGGACUUCAAUAUUUUCAAGUUUGAUGAAAUGUCCAAAGGCCACUCAUUAAAGAUGGUUCUCUUUCAUUUGUUUGAGCAAUACGGCCUGACCAGACACUUCAAGCUGGACGGCUGUAAGCUCAUGAAGAGUUUUGAAUUGAUUGAGGAAGCAUACUACAAUAAAAGCAAGAACCCGUACCACAAUUCUAUGCAUGCAGCAGAUGUUUGCCAAGCUAUGCACUGCUAUCUACAGGAAGAGAAGUUGCGAGAAGCCUUGAAACCGAUUGAGAUCAUGGGGGCGCUGUUAGGGUCAGCCAUGCAUGACCUGGAUCAUCCUGGUGUAAAUCAGAAGUACCUCAUCAACUCCAAACACCAUCUCGCUGAGCUCUAUCAGAAUUCCUCAAUUCUUGAGAACCACCACUGGCGGGUGGGCAUCUCAGUUCUAACAGAAACAGGCCUUCUAGACCAUCUACCCCCUGAACAAUGGAAAAUGUUUGUGGAUCAUAUACGAUCGCUUAUCCUGGCGACUGAUAUUGCCAGGCAACAAGAGUUCCUUUCUGAAUUUCAGAAUAUACUAGAAAGGAGUGACCUGAAUCUUAAGAGUCAUGAAACUAGGAAAUUUAUCUUACAAAUUGCUCUGAAGUGUGCUGAUAUCUGUAACCCCUGCCGACCAUGGCAGAUCACUGAGAAGUGGGGCAAUGUGGUGUCCGAAGAGUUCUUCAGACAAGGUGACAGAGAAAAGGCUGAUGACCUGCCAAUCUCCAUGAACUGCAAUCGACACACAACAACAAUUCCACAAAUACAAUGCGGGUUCAUAGGCUUUGUGGUUGAGCCUCUGUUCAAGAAUUGGGCUCGUUUCAUGCCCUCGGCCCUCUCUCAGUCAAUGCUUCACAACAUGAGGGAGAACAAGAAGGUUUGGACGGGAAAGAGAGAGAAAGAGCAGGCAGCUAGCUCAGCCCAAGCCACAGCCCAAGUCCCAGCCCAAGCCACAGCCAAACCAAACAGUGCAAUUCAAAGUUCCUUGAGUGAGACGAAGAACUGUCAAGCAGAAGAGAAGGUAACGGAGAGCUCGGUGAAGAGCGCAGAUCUUAGAGAACCUGAGCCCAAGACCUUGAAGCUCAGUCCGGCAGCAGAGGAGAAAGUAACAAGUAAAGCAAUGGAGAGUGGGAAUGUAUCACUCACUGGGAAACACAAACAUAGUGCAAUGCGGGAACCUCGUCACAUGGUCCAGGUGCAUGCGCAUCAGGGACAAGAACGCCCUCACUCUGCAGUGCUUUCACCACCAACGCAUCGUGCUCUGAACGUGCACAGAGCGGUCGAUGUGACGCUAUCAGACUCAAACACAAUGGGUGUUCAUUCUCACAGCGCAGACAAUCUACGUAGUGCCAGUUCGACCACCGCUGUCUCGAUGCAUUCAGCGUUGGAGGCGAAGCAGAGAGACAUUAGGUCACCUAAGGUCAACAAGCGUGUCAAAAGUGCAACGGAGAACAUGCUGCAACCUUUUAGUUUACGACUGUCACGCUCUCCGAACACGUUAAGAAAGGAGCUACACUUUGAAGACCCAUGGAAAAAGAUUGAAAAGUCACCAAAAAGCCCCGUACAAAGCCCGCCACCGUGCAUCGAAUCGCCUUUACUCCAACGUGCCAGUCACCCCCUCAAAAUUAGCCACACAUCGCCGGGAUUAUCGGACAGUAGCGUACGCAAUGUGGACACUCAUGGCAAUAACGCAAUAACAAAGCCAGGACACGGCUUCAACAACAACCUGGAUUUCUCUAUGCCUGUGGAUGUGAGAUCCACAUCGCUUCAUCAUAACAUGUCGCACAACAAGCAGCACGACGGCUCUGAGCCACUAUACUGGCAGGAGAGAGGUCUGCUCAUGUACUCUGAACAGAAUAGCGUUCCUCAAGGCAACUCCAAGCACUUUAUGAAAGCUGCUACGUCGCCCUCUAGCUCGCACCGCCACACCACCAGCAGCAGCAGCAUGUUAGAACAUAGAACUAAAGCCACACCCUCAAGUCUCUUGGUGAGACCUACGGAAGGGAGAGGGGCUUCCCCCUCGCUGACCCCUUCCACUUCACAGCAUGCUAGGAUAGAAGGGUAUUCAUCAUCUCUCUUGGUACCUAGUGAUUCAUCAGGGAAGGAUAGACCGAGGGAGAAAGGAUCACCAUUCAUCAGGAAACGCAUUGUGGAGAAUAAAAGAAAGAAAGACUUGCAAGUGCCAGUAAUCAGUUCUGGGAGUCUAUCACCACGGGUGCCGCCGAGAGGCAUGCUGAACAUCUACGCUCCCACAUCACCUCCCUCAGACCACACCCCUACAUCCCCAUCGGCCUACUCCGUACCCUCCGCCCUGAGCCCCCUACUCCAGGACUUCACCAGUAAUCAACUAGCCUCCAUCGCCCGCCGCAGGCAACACAUGCAGGAGGGGGACCAACCAUCCCCCUCCUCAUCCACCGCCUCCAUGGGCGUCGCCCCUCUUGGGGACCGGAGUCCACGGCUGCAGCGCCACAGGGGGGAGCCCAAGUCUGGUCAGAGCACUAGCAGCACCCAUGACAGUACCGACCUCUCCAGGUGAUCGCUGAUGAUUGGUAGAGAGCGCCGACACCCCCCCCCCCCCCCCACUCUUCAUUUAUUUUAUGUCCUUAGAGGGUUUCGAAGUUCCUAGUGCCAAAAAUAAUGUUGGAUGUAGGAGAAUGUGAUGAGUUAAGGUAUACAGCUCAUUAUAUAAACGACCAAACCAACUCGGUUUAUAAGGAUGUAGCACAUAUUUGCAGGCUUUGGGAUUGGAUCAUCAUUUCUUAUCAGGUUCAGAUCAUCAAGAUUGUUUUAUUUGGGGAACUGUUCCUGUGUUGUAGUGAAGUGGGGUACAAUAGGAGGAGAUGGCUUAGCCUGUGCUAUAAGAGAAGAGAAGGAAGGUAUCUUACAUGUGGCAAGAUGUUGCUUCCUGUUUGACAGUCAGCCUGUAUAUAAAGACUACAUGUACACAAGACAGGUAGCAAAGAGAGACUGCUUCAUUCACAUACCAGUGGUCUUUAUUCACAAGCUCAUUUUGAUUUAGAUUCGAGCAGUUAUUACACCAACUCCAUGCCGUGUGCAGCAAUUCCAACCUAAUUUCUGAGAGGGUUGCAAUUUGUUUGGACAAGAAUUGCAUAGUUUAUCAUCCUUCAUGGACCUUCAUUUUAAAGUUAUACUCAUCAAGGAUUUUCUCUACCAAAUGAGUGAAAUGAAUGAAGCAUUAUGGGUCAAAAAUUGUGCUUGAACGUUCAUUUAUAGACUUGGGUGCUCAGAAGCUGACAAGUCAUGUAGUCUUUAUAUACAGGAGGUUUGUUGGUUAGUUUAUGACUGGAUGAUGCAUGUUUUGUUUUGUUAUGUUUUUGUGGCGUGCGGGUCAACCACGAGUCUGAAGAAGGAUUGGUUUGUUCAAAAUUUGUUGAAUUUGUUUAUUAUCCAUGAAAUAUUGUUUGAUGUUAGGUAAAAUGUAAAGUGAACUUCUCCUUGUUUUAUUCCUUAAAGGAAGGAGUAUUGAGUUACAGGAAGAA
Strongylocentrotus purpuratus (purple sea urchin) is the source of this 7136-nucleotide messenger RNA. RefSeq lists its product as uncharacterized. The coding region runs from base 3221 to 6172 and encodes 983 amino acids. Gene Ontology annotation, molecular function: 3',5'-cyclic-AMP phosphodiesterase activity. NCBI's taxonomy places the organism in Eukaryota, Metazoa, Echinodermata, Echinoidea, Camarodonta, Strongylocentrotidae. The transcript has 16 exons. The record is from RefSeq and is a predicted model, not a curated record.